Messenger RNA from Haliotis rubra (blacklip abalone), 7778 nucleotides. Its product is annotated as zinc finger protein 1-like. Lineage: Eukaryota; Metazoa; Mollusca; Gastropoda; Lepetellida; Haliotidae. The transcript has 6 exons. Gene Ontology annotation, molecular function: DNA binding. The record is from RefSeq and is a predicted model, not a curated record. Bases 62 to 3415 code for a protein of 1117 amino acids.
ACUCCCGUCUCUGACUGGCUCGCUCCUCAGGGCCAGCUGGCAAAUCACAAACCUGGGCUUGAUGAGACUGUCGGUGUACACACAGGAGUUGUCUACCUUGAGGCUGGCAAGGUGCUUGUACUGGGAGUAUUUGUGUGAAGGUAAAGGUGUAUGCAUGCAACUUGAGCCCGGUGACUCGUUGGGAGUAGGAGCUGACUCCUCAUGUGCUGUGGCUAUUGGACUGCCUGAAGACAUGUUUGAGGAACUUAAACUUUUUCCCUUUGUGGAAAAUGAAGAUCAUAUCGAUGACUCUCUCGCUACGGCAGUGGAGGAAAAGAUGGACACCCCCUCCACGGGAGUAGCAAAUGGUAACCAUGACAACCCAGUCAAGGAGAGCCAGUGCGAGGUGACAGGUGUGGCGAGUGAGACAUCGCCAGAACCAGUGACUCGACAGGAGGAGGCUGCAGACAAAACUCACCCCACACAGAAUGGAACAACUGAAGAAGCUGAAGAAAAACUUGAUAUCAGCGACAAAAAGACAGUGGCGCCCCCAACCAACAAUUCAACAUCAAAUGAGGCGGACACAAUCAAAGAGUUCCUGGGUCGCAGUGACACAGUUGUCAUAUUCCCCGAACCAGUCAGCGAUCUGGAGGAGGAACACGCAACAAGCAUUGAUGCUGUGAAUCCAGUGGAAGAAGAAUACACUCUGAAGUGUGUCCACUGCAGCGAGAACUACCAGCGUGUCACCCUGCUUCGUGAACACAUGAAGACACAGCACCCUGACAAGGAGAUCAAGUAUCAGUGUCCCAAGUGUGAUGAGGUCUACCUGCUCAAAACACAGCUCGACAAACAUAUCGCACUCCACUCACCAACAUCCCAGAACUGCAAGGUCUGCAACAAGACAUUCGCAAAUGUUUACCGUCUCCAGCGUCACAUGAUCAGUCAUGACGAGAGCACCGACCUCCGCAAGUUCAAAUGUCCAGAAUGUGGCAAGGCCUUCAAGUUCAAGCACCAUCUCAAGGAACACAUUCGUAUCCACAGUGGAGAAAAACCCUUUGAAUGCCCAAACUGUGGCAAACGCUUCAGUCAUUCCGGAUCCUACAGCAGUCACAUGACAUCUAAGAAAUGCUGGGUGAUGAACAUGAAGGGAAGACGCGUAGAUCGCAACGGCAACAAUGAGGGUGUCAUGUACUACCGCAGCCCAGGACAGUCGUUCAAUGACUCCCUCCAGUCCCCUCCUCCUGGAAGCUACCCACAGCAGUUCCUCAAGUACGAUCCACGUAAUGCAGGACUCCCCACCUACUUUCCUCCAAACCUUACCAGCACUCCUGUGCGUCCUCUGGGUAUGGUUGCCUACAGUCUCUACCCAGACGGCAAGCCUUCAGGCCAUGUUUUACCUCCUCCCAAGCUCAGCCCUCCGACCAUUGAGUGCCCAAAGCCCCCACCAUGCAGCACUUCUCCUGUGUCCAGGGCUCCUCAGAUCUCACCUGAUGUCAACUCCAAUACCCAGCUGCUCAAUCUGGCUGCUUCCGAGAAGAAGGUUGAGGGACCAGACACAAUUAAAGUGAAACAAGAGCCAGAUGAGGCCAAUAAAGGAUCUCGAGCAAAUUCACCCCAUGAAUCUGCCAAGUGUGAGACUAGUGGAGAGUUUGAACACAAGACUAACAGCAUUGGGGAGAUGAUGUGUCGGUUUUGCAGCAAUGGUUUCAAGAGUCCAGUUGAACUGCACCAACAUGAGAGGUACCUAUGCAAGCUGAACAAAGAUAUUGUCCUACGAAUGGCUAACCUAGAAAACUCUCGCAGCUCUCCAAACAGUACUGUGUCCGAUGCAAGUCGCCAUCCCACGCCAAACGGGAGCGUUGGUGAUGCAGGGACGGACGAGGAGGACACUGAGGAGGGGAAGGAGGAAGCUACCCAGGGAGACAAGAAAUACAGGAUGAGGUCGCUCAUCAGUGAUCAGCAGCUUCAGUUUCUUCGCGCACAUUACCAAAUAAAUCCUCGACCAGGCAAACAGGAACUCAUCAAGAUUGCAAAUGAAAUUGGUUUCUCCAAGCGAGUUGUUCAAGUCUGGUUCCAGAACAUGCGAGCUCGUGACAGAAGAAAGGGUAAAGAUGUACCCUACUUCCCCAACAUGGCUCGCUUCAAGGCUGCUGAAGAACUCCCUGUAACCACAACAGCCUCUUCUUACAUACCAGUUGUUCCACAGCCGUUUGCAAGUGCCCUUUCAGCCAGUCAGUCCUCAACACCCUCCCCGAAACUCAAUGGGCAGCUGACUUCGCAUUCCCUCCCACAGACUCUCGUCAAACCUCAGACAUCUAUCGCCAACCAGGACCAGCCUCUUGACCUCACCGUCAAGCGUCAGCCUCCCAAAGCUCACUGCAACUCAACUCCUUCCCCAACACCUUCAUACGGUGAGGACCAAGCUCUCAACCUCAGCUGCAAGUCUACCACUAAAGAAGAACCUUCCAAAGACAGUAAACCACCCACAUCAUCGCCCCCAUCAUCAACCCGACUUGAAGGGAGUUUCCACCAGUCUGCUAUCUUCAAGUACAUGCAACAAGAAGGUCUCUUCCGGAGCAGUCUGUUAACCGAGAUUCCGAAGACAACCAGCUCAGUAAUACCAACCUUGUCUGGCUGGUCUGUACCAACCAUUCCGUCGAAGUCGUCUUCCCCAACUGCAUCUCGUCCUUCCCCAGCAUCAAGGGAAAUCAGCGAGGGAGAACUGAGGAAGAGCCCAUUGCAAGACGACCAGGAGAGCUGUAGUUCAGAUACCUCUUCAGACAGUUCCGACAGUCAGGAAGAGUCAGACUUAGCUGACAAUGGCCGACUUGUGAUAGACGAAGCGGAUGAGAGAGGACUUGACAGGAGUUGUCUUCAAGCUAAGAAUGAUGCACUGUUCCACCACAACUUGAGAACCCUCGCAGAUGUGUCUUUGGCCGAAGGGAAGUUGACUUCCCAUGUUGUGUUUAUUGCUGUGUGCUGCUCCCUUAACACUCUGUUUCUGUUUUCCAACAUGUGCAAGCAGCCAUGUUUCUUAUGGCAGGUGGAAGCAGAAGAAGCUAACCUUGACCUUGAUGAUUCUCUUAACGGCGAUGACGAACCGCUGCGUAAGAAACGCAAGUCGUGGAAGAACCACAAGAUGGAUGUUGACAUCGGGAUGUAUGCCUGUGACCAGUGUGACAAGAUGUUCAGCAAGCAGAGCUCUCUCGCCAGACACAAAUACGAACACUCAGGUGCCCGUCCCUUCUGCUGUGAGGUAUGUGGCAAGGCGUUCAAGCACAAGCAUCACCUGACGGAACACAAGCGUCUCCACAGUGGAGAGAAACCGUUUCAGUGCAAGAAAUGUGGCAAGCGUUUCAGUCAUUCGGGCUCAUUCAGCCAACAUAUGAAUCACCGAUACAAGUACUGCAAGCCCAACGAUGGGGAGGAGGACUAGGGGAGACAACUCAGCAGAGCCAGUCUUCAUGCAACUCUCUGCUGAAGCUAAGUUUCAAGUGUUCUUGCUGCCAAAUAUGCGAGAUGGCAACUAUUAGGCAAUAUGGCAGAAUCUGAAAGGGAGGUAACCCCAACAAGGGAAAGAGCAUUUGCAAACUGUCCAUUCCAUGAUUCAUUAAGCCAUAGAUGAUAGUUGCUAGUUUUCAUCUAUUUUGUCAAAAGAAUAUUGGCAGAGAAUAUUUGCAAUUAUUUUUUACAAGGGGAGGUAACUGCGUAAUGGCAUAAUCAGGGGAGGCAACUAUGAAACUGCUGCAGUGGAUUGAGAGCAUUAUAGCAAUGUCAGUGAUAUGCAAUCGGUCAUUUCUUUUGUUGUUACAGUAUUACAGUUUCAUGUAUUGUUUGGUAUUUAACCAAACGUCUAUGAAGUGCUCAUUGAUGUUACAGAAAGUAAUCAUGAUGUACCUGUUAUUCUACAAGCCACGAUCAAGUGCUUUACAUGCAACCAAUACUUAAUUCCAUAUGGGACCAGAUUUCUUACACGUUUUUUUUUUUUCAUCCAAUGUGGUUUUGAUAUUGUGGUGUGUUUUAUGUGUUAGUCGUAACCGUGUCGGAAUCUCAAGUGAAAUAGCUUGUGGCCUCUCUAGGACAUUAGGACCGUACAUGACCAGGGAUAACAUUUGUUGGUGCCUAGUUUUCUAAGACAUCUUACUGUUGGAUCUGAAUCACUGUGUUAUGAAUGUUCUAUGUGACACUUAUUACUUAACGGACAUACACCACUUGAUGAACGUUUUUUCCUGAUGUCCUAGAGAAAUAGUGCCACUUCAGCGCGACUACUUACCAAUGUAUUCAGUAUUUUAAAGGUUGCUUUGACGUGAGUUUCGUCAUCAACUCUUGUCAACAGCCUUACCUAAGCUUCCCAUUUCUCACAAAGCCAAUUUGCCAUAUUUUAAAGCCAGCUAUUGCUGACAGAGAUUUAUUUCUAUUUAAGAGAUUAGAAAAGAUGUUAUUUAUGGGUUAGAGGUGUAUCUUACAGAGCUUCCAUGACUUCCUAGUUAGGAUGACCGAUCAGAAAUGUUUGUGCCAAUUGUGUAUAGUCUUGCCAGUGCCAACUGUUUUCACUAUGUAUGCGUCACAAGAUGUUUGGUGCCAAAUUGUCCUUAGUCGUAAAAGUUAUUAAUAAUCUGCGCUAUGGUCAAGGGGAGAUAAUUGAAAAUAUUUAUUUACAUGUAGGCUUUUUGUUAUUUAUUAGAUAUUUGUUGGUAGUUUAGGGAUCUAAUGUCCUUUGUUUUAGAAGUUAUGUAGGUUUAUUGUCAAGAUAUUAAAUUUAUUUGCAUAAUACUAUGAAGUUGACCGAAUAGUCAUAAUAGUUUAAGUGCUGGUUAGAUAGCAAUGAUUAGAGUGAUCUGCUUGACCAUGGUGCAACGGUGUAAGUGGUGUUAUCACAUGUGCAGGGUAACACCUGAAACGAUGUCUUUACCGGACAGUAUUAUUCCGAAGCUUGGCCAACAAAAGGUGUCGAUUCGACACCAGGUGCCAACCUUCUAUUGUCUUCCAAAUAAAUGUAUGAGUGUGCUUGUUCACCUGACAUGAGUGAGAGAGAGAAAAUGAAUAAAUGAAUGAAUGAAUGAAUGAAUGAAUGUGUUUAUGUUACAGGAGUACCAGUAUGAGAACUAUGUGUUAAAACAUCUACACAAUUUUGCAUAAGUUUUACAAAAUUUAGUUUCAAUAAGAAAUAACCUUUUACACUUAAGCUACAUUUUCAAUUUUUUGUAAAAAUUUUGUAAAUUCACAUUUUGAGCAUUUAAUUAAACUGGUCUCACAUUUGUUUUAAGAAAGAGUGUUCAUGAAUGAGGCAGUCAGUGCCUGAAUGAAUGUAAAUUGAAUGCCUUGUUCAUUGUAUUUGUUGUAAAUAAACAAUGCUGCAUAAAUAACAUGUAUAAAAAAUCAAAAAGAUGUUAGUUCUAUCAUAGUAUAAUGAUUAAUGUAUCAAAGUAUUUAUAGCAAUUUAGUUCAGCAAGGGCCACAUUGUACUUAACGCCUGUGGAGAAAUACUUAAAAGUCAAAGUGUGCAAUAGGUCGUAAAUUUCGGCUGCCAUAGAGAAGUAUUAUUUCUUUUAAACAGGGUUAUGUUUUAGAAGUAGUCUUGUUUAUCUUAUGUGUUAUCCAUGUGCCAAAAUAUGCAAUACUCUACCGUGCUAUCAGUUACGUUACAAAUAUUUUGUUUCUAAGUGCAAUAUUGGAGGGCUAUGUCUCAGUCAUCUGACAGAUAGUAUAUGUAUUAUAUACUGCCAGACAUAUAUAAUGCAUAAUAAUGAAGAUAGUUUUCUUUCUAUAUAUCUACACAAAUAUCCAUUCUCAGUAUUAAUGAUGUCUUCCUAAUAUUUAUGGAAAGUUUGCAAUCAUUGUAUUAACUGAUGUCAGUGCUAAUAUGUGCCAACAGUAUUAAUCUUAUUUGAUCUUCCAAAUACCAAUUUUAAUUCAGUGCCAGAUUUUGGUCUUCCACUUCGCAAGAAUCUGCCAAACUAGGGCUCAUCGUGAAUACCAGUAUUGUACGUGUUGUGCUAUGUAUCGUGUCAAUGUGACUGUUUCUUUGAAUAUUUUAGGCUAAAAAAAGCUGUUUGGUUAAGAAUCUACAAAUUGACAAGAUUUCAAAACGUCAAACUUAGAUGUAUUGGGUAAAUGUUUUUUAAAAAUCAAUAUUUCUAAAAUUAAAAAAAAAGGUAGAUAAGUCAUCAAAAUCUGAAAAAAGGAAAUUUGAAUCAAUUUUGUUUAUUAAUUAGAAAGUUUAAAUAACAACCCAUCGUAUGAAAACAGAUAAUGGUCAUGUGUAUUGUAACUGCUUAUGAUGAAAGUGAGGUGAUAGAGGUAAUAAUCAGUAUAUCCAUAUGUAUAAAUUUUAAAAAUGUAUUGCAAUAAUGACAGUUACAAAAAGUCAAUAUAUGAUGUGAAAUGGUUGGUAAUACAGUUUGAGAAUUGAUGUUUUGUUGAGAUGAGGAUCUAGUCAUCAGCUUAAUGAGCCAGAUUGUAUCACAGGAUGCCAAAUUUUUGUACAAAGAGAGUAGAAUUAGUCUGUAUGUGUGGGUGUAGUUGUUCCCCUUGGUGCCGUAGUAGGGGCAGGGACGCCGUAUAAUACUCAUCCCAUUAGAUAGUGUUAUUCCACCUUUUCUGAUCGGUCAUCUACUAUAGACAAGAACACCUUGUAUGUACAAUCCUAGUAAGCACAAGAACAGAAUGAUUGAUUUUCCAACCUUUGGUAAUUUCCCUAUAAAAUAACUUCUUUCAAAGAAUACAAAUUCGGGAAACAUUUCGUUCAUUCUGUUUGCAGCCAUUGGAUUGUUCUCUUUUAUUGCAGUAUAUUUUCUAGAUUUCUAGAUGCUAGAUACCCUUGAGAUAUCCAUGAGAUAUAAGCGAUAUUCAACUCGUCUACAGUAUGGAAUCCUAUAUCUUCCAGAUUUCAGCCGGAGGUUGAAACUAUGUACCAAAAAUACUCAUAUUGUUGUUAUGUUGAUACUUUGUGUUUAAGUUGUGUUAUUGUGUUGUUUAUAGUUUAGGCCACCGCCUAAUAUUAUUUGUGUUAGUGUUUCUGUACAUAUAUCAGUGUGUGUCUGUCCUGGUAGUGUCUGUUGCUAUGGGGCUAUUGAGCCUGGUAGUGUCUGUUGCUAUGGGGCUACUGUACUGUUACAUAAUGUGCCUAGCUUCUCUAGUCAAUAGUCUGAAAGCGAAUGGCAACUUCAGAUAUGUAAAAUUCAUGUAGCAUUAUAUUGAAGGAAGGAAAAAAUUUGUAUUCAUGAUAUUUCAUUAUGUUCAGUAUUACAAUAAUCAUGAACAAGGGAAAUUACAAAACUAGGAUUUGGCGAACGAUGAAAAGGUUUCCGCCCUGUACAAUGCCAUCAUAUCUCAGCUUUGACGUGAUGUGUCGUUCCGUGUUAUACUAUAGCAAACAUUUUGAACCUUUUUGGUUCCGUCUCGUGUCAGUCAGUGAAGUAUAAAGUCACUCGUUACAAAUAACACCAUUUUGAUGUUUGCUACUCCUUGUUGAAGAGUUAAAUCUUCAUGUGAUAUACUUUUUCUUGUCACGUGUGGAGUGUUGGGAUGUGUGUGCAUUCCGACCAGUAUUGUCAGGUUUUUGUCUGACAGGGAGUCCGUAGAACCAUGUCCAGUUUCUGUGUCGGGGCUGCUCAUAACACGCUGGACAGACAACUACUUGGGGUGUAACUAUUACAACAUAGUGGCUGGCAUCCGGGUCACUUUAUCAGAAGGAUGAUGUCAUGCGACAUAUAUAUAGCAAUACUAAAGACAGACGAGGAUGUGUGUAAGAAAUUAUGAUAUCUAAAACAAAAUUUAACAGAUUUAGUUUAAAAAUU